AUGAAGCCAUCUUCAAUCCUCGCCCUCGCUCCUUUCCUGGGUGUCGCCUGUGCCCGGCCUACUGAGAACAAGCCACCUCGCUUUGAUGUGGUGGCCGUGAGCGAAGGGCCUGUUCAGUACUAUGCGCUCGCCCAAUCAUCGUCCUUCUUUUAUCUGGGCCAAGGCGAUGGAAACACAGACUCAUUCUGUCCCCCCAAGAUUGAGAAAGCUGGUCGAUGUCCACCAGGCAAGGACACCGUCCUCAAGGAUGCCCAUACACUGGACACCGUUGUGCCCGGACAGAUCAUCUACGUCGAUUCCAACUACGCAGUCAGAGCCACUGGUCCCAACUCGGGCGCUGACGAUGAGGACAAAGACGAUAUCGAUGUGUCCACUAGCGAUGGCUUCAAACACAUCCCCGGCGACCAAAGCGGCCAGUGGGAUUACCAGGCAGAUGGUGUUGAUGGUUUCCUAGCCUGUCCUUACAACAAUGGCAUCUAUCAAGUCUAUGUCAACAGCGCGGAUGCAAAGCCACCCCGUGGACAGAAGCUUGACACCUGCGUCCCAUUCACUGCUGGCACUGUUGAAUACAAGCUGCCUGCCAACGCUACUGCUGCUGCCUGGCAGUACUAG
Penicillium olsonii is the source of this 612-nucleotide messenger RNA. Lineage: Eukaryota; Fungi; Ascomycota; Eurotiomycetes; Eurotiales; Aspergillaceae. The record is from the annotation of a GenBank genome assembly.